This is a messenger RNA of Rhincodon typus (whale shark), 1053 nucleotides long. RefSeq names its product peptidylprolyl isomerase (cyclophilin)-like 6 (gene ppil6). Gene Ontology annotation, biological process: protein peptidyl-prolyl isomerization. The coding region runs from base 1 to 885 and encodes 294 amino acids. The transcript is spliced from 8 exons. Gene Ontology annotation, molecular function: peptidyl-prolyl cis-trans isomerase activity. Lineage: Eukaryota; Metazoa; Chordata; Chondrichthyes; Orectolobiformes; Rhincodontidae. The record is from RefSeq and is a predicted model, not a curated record.
AUGGCUCCAUCUCCAUGUUUGCAGCUUGAAGUAAUCGGCUGCAUUACAGAUCCAACAUUUUACCAGGCAAAAUGUGCAGCAGAGGAGCUGAAACGGAUAUAUCCUUCUGAAAUCAGUGAGCCAGUCAUUCGCCCACUUCUGGAGUUUGCCUGGGAUAUGUUCUUAUCUCAGAAAAAGAAGGAGCUUAAAGGUGACAUGUGGGGCUUCUCCUCCCAUGUCGUGUGCUUUAUCAAUGGCCAGCUUAUUGGAGAUGAGGAAGAUUUCCUCAAAUGGGCAGAAGAUAUAUUUGGCUACGUAGAUUUCAGACCGAAAGCUCUAUAUGAUGCUAUAGCUGAAGAUUUUUAUUCCAACUACCUGAAGGGCAGUCAGCACACAUUUGUUUACAUGGACAUUUCCAUUGAUCAGAAACCUAUUGGGAGGUUGUUAUUUGAGCUUUUUACAGAUGUCUGUCCAAAGACUUGCAGAAAUUUUGAGGAACUUUGCACAGGAGAAGCAGGUUUCUCACCUACAGAAAUUCGACUGUGUUAUCAAGGAAGUAUAUUUCACAGGCUGGUGAAGGAUACUUGGAUUCAAGGAGGAGACAUUUUCAAAGGUAGAGGAGAUGGUGGAGUAUCUAUAUACGGAAAAACAUUUGAAGAUGAGACCUUUGCAAUCUCUCACUGCAAGAGAGGAAUUCUUGGAAUGGCUAACAAGGGACGGCACACGAACGGAAGCCAGUUCUAUAUCACACUGCAGCCAACUCUUUGGAUGAACACCAAAUUUGUAGCUUUUGGACAACUGGUAGCAGGCACAGAGGUUCUCGAGGAAUUGGAAUCAGUUUCCACAUAUAACGAGAGACCAACAGUGGAAUGUAAAAUCACAGACUGUGGCCGCUAUUCUCCCUAAAUAUCGUUACUCUUUUAGUUUGGCAAACACACUAUAACCUGGGUCUCCUGUCCAUUAUUUAUUAUCCUCACAGUUACAUGUUUCCUUGUUUGACAUAUACAAAGUGGGGUCUUUAAUACUCUGUGGUAAAUUAUAUAUGAAUGAAGGUGAAGAUUGUCACUGCCAACA